UUGGCGGGCUCCGCGCAUCGAGGCGGACGGGAGACGCGGACCGCAGCGUGGGGUGCUGCCUUCCCCGCCAGUGGGGCGCCCCGGCGGCAAAUCUUGGGGGUUUGCGCUAUCAGGGAGCACGUUCCCGGGCCCGGGAGGCGGCAGGAGCCCGUCGGGUGGUAAACUCAGGGGGCGAUUGAAGCAUGGGGAGUCCGCUCCGUCUCCGCGCGGCCGCUCCUGCGGCGUGGCCGGCCGGCCGGCUCCAGGGCGCGCCAACCGGCGCAGGGCCCCGCUGACCAACUUUCCCCUUGGGGAUAGGAACGGAGCGGGAACAGGAGGACGCGCGCCAGCUGCCCUUCCAGCCGUCCCCCGGACCCGAUCCAAGCCUGCUCUCCGCGCGGGAUCUCUCCGAAAGGACUUUUGGACCCUGCCGAGGGCGAAGUUAAGCCGAAACUUUUCCCAGUGCGGUGGGUGAUCCAGCCCUCUCUCUGCGCUGAACUUCCAAGCGGAGAGCGAAGGAGCGAGGGGCCUCCACGCUGGCUUGUUAUGGAGUUCGCCUGCCUUUUUUUUGUUUUGUCGGGUUUUAUCCCCCGCAUGCACCUGCCUUGCUGGAGCAGCGAAUCCUCCGCGGAGUUGGCAGCCACCGCUCUCGACAUGGAAAGACUCGGGGUCCUGGGGCGGGGAAGGAAAGCUGGUUGGGGGGGCCUCGGACGUUCUCCAGGACCGCGCCACCUGUGAGCCCCGCUCCUCCUGCCUUGGAAGUAGCCGGAGGGGUUGAAGCGAAGGCAGGAACCGCUCGGGAGGAGAGCGAGGUUGGCCUGAUCCGCGCCCUCUGCUCCGCGUGGCCCGUGGCCUUGCCAUGGCCGGGUUUUGCCCUGGCCUGAGAGACGCCUUGCUGAGCCUUCUGCUGUUCCUGCUGAAGGCUCCCGUUCCUGCUCCCGCUGCGUCCAAAGCCAUCGUCUGCCAGGAGAUCACCGUGCCCAUGUGCAAGGGCAUUGGCUACAAUCUGACCUACAUGCCAAACCAGUUCAACCAUGACACCCAGGAUGAAGCUGGCCUGGAAGUGCACCAGUUCUGGCCCCUGGUGGAGAUUCAGUGCUCUCUGGAUCUGAAGUUUUUCCUGUGCAGCAUGUACACUCCCAUCUGCUUGCUGGACUAUGCCAAGCCCCUGCCUCCCUGCCGGUCGGUGUGUGAGAGGGCCAAAGCUGGGUGCUCUCCUCUGAUGAGGCAGUACGGCUUUGCCUGGCCCGAAAGGAUGAAUUGUGACAAGCUGCCGGUUCCGGGAGACACGGAGAUGCUGUGCAUGGAUCACAACCAGACGGAGGCCACAACCUUGCCCCCACUGUUUACCAAGCCCACCCGCUCCUCCAAAGGGAUCCACAAAAACCUCACCCCCCUAACCCGUGGGGACUGCAAGAGAGUGUGUGCCUGCAAAGAGCCCUUAGUCCUCAUCUCCCAAGAAACCCACCCGCUCUACAACAAGAUUGAGACUGGCCACGUGCGCAAUUGUGCCAUUCCUUGCUUCCAGCCCUAUUUCACCCAAGAUGAGAAGACUUUUGCCACCUUCUGGAUUGGCUUGUGGUCUGUCCUUUGCUUCAUCUCCACCUUCACCACAGUGGCCACCUUUCUGAUUGACAUGGAAAGGUUCAGGUACCCUGAGCGCCCCAUCAUCUUUUUAUCAGCCUGCUAUCUCUUUGUAUCCAUUGGUUACAUCAUCCGGCUGAUUGUGGGCCAUGCUAGCGUGGCCUGCAACAAAGAUUACAACCACAUACACUACGAAACCACGGGGCCUGCGCUCUGCACCGUGGUCUUCCUCCUGAUCUAUUUCUUUGGCAUGGCAAGCUCCAUCUGGUGGGUCAUCUUGUCUUUUACCUGGUUUCUGGCAGCUGGGAUGAAGUGGGGGAAUGAAGCCAUUGCUAGCUACUCCCAGUAUUUCCACAUGGCAGCCUGGCUGAUUCCAAGUGUGAAGUCCAUUACUGUCUUGGCCCUGAGCUCGGUCGACGGGGACCCAGUAGCUGGCAUCUGUUAUGUGGGCAAUCAGAAUGUGGACAAGCUGCGGGGCUUUGUCCUAGCUCCACUGGUGGUGUACCUUUUCACCGGGACCAUGUUUCUGCUGGCUGGUUUUGUGUCCCUCUUCCGAAUUCGGAAUGUGAUUAAGCAAGGGGGCACAAAGACUGACAAGCUGGAGAAGCUGAUGAUUCGCAUUGGGAUCUUCACCGUCCUUUACACUGUCCCGGCUACCAUUGUGGUGGCCUGCUACAUCUAUGAGCAGCACUACAGGGAGAAGUGGGAGAUGGCUCAGAACUGCUCUUGCCCCGGAGACACGUACAGACUGAAGCCUGACUACGCCAUCUUCAUGCUCAAGUACUUCAUGUGCCUGGUGGUGGGCAUCACCUCCGGGGUUUGGAUUUGGUCAGGCAAGACUCUGGAGUCUUGGAAGCAGUUCACAGGUAGAUGUUGCAGGGGAGGGAAGCCUGUCAGCGCCACCAUGUACAGCGAAGCCAACAUAGCACUGACAGCAAGGACUGGGCUUCCCAGUUCGGCUUCCUACCACAAACAGGUCCCCCUGUCCCACGUGUGAAAAAGCUGGUCAGGUGGGGGGCAGGCAAGCACCAUUCAUCCCUGGGCCCAACUGGAACCUUCCUGCAGCUCUGCUCGUUGUGGGACUCCUGGGAUUGCCUCCGGUCUAAGAAAGGGGAGGGGAAGGGGUAAUGCACCGGUGAGCCAGAAGAUCUUGCCUUUGGCCAAGCGCUGAGACUGCAGGGUUGGUAGAAGGCUGCUCUGCCCUUGUGUAAGGUGUGCUUAGCAUCAAACUAUGUAGGACGGGAAUUGGGUAAAAUCCGUCCCCAGACAGAGCUUGAGUUUUGCUUUUUGAUAAUGGAAAAAACCCUUGGAGGCUGCAGGGGAGAGUGAAAGGACAGCAGUGGGGAGGAUGAGGUACUUAAUCCUUUCUCUUCAACCUGUUUUACUCAAAAUUAAACUCCAGCUCUUUUUCACCCUUUUUGUCCACUGUGAGAAAAGCAGCUCAGGAUGAGCAGAUUACUAAUAACAAGAAACCUAAAGUUUAAGCAAUUCCCGAGUUCCUUUUUGGCAACUAUCCUUUUGUGCAAGCAAGCAACAGUGCAGGUAUGUACAUGUUUAUUCAGAAGUAAAUCCUGUAGCCUUCAUGGAACUUAACCCCAACUGAGAGAAGAUAGGAUUCCACUUCACAUAAUACUUAGUCUGACUCUUGGUAGGCAUCUGCUAGUUACUUUGAGAAAUGAUCCUGCAGUCAGUCAUUGUUCAUCCACAAUGUUCUAGUAAUGUGGUCUUAUUUUUUACUGAAGCUACAGAUUCAGAUUGAAAAAACAAAUGGAAUCAGUUUAAAAUGUUCAGUUGUGACAUCAAGACUCAGCAGAGUCCAGGUUCAGAUUUUAGUUUUGGCUGGCAUUCAAUCUACCUUCAUCCUUUUUUGUCCAGAUCUCUGCCAGGUCAAAUGCCAGACAGUCACCUAAGACAUGGAGGUGAGUGUCUCUCCUGUGUUGAUUUCCAAAUGAUAAUAGGAAGGGCAACCUAAGAUUCCUGGGUGGUGCUGACUCCAAGCCCCAUCACGUACAGACCCUGCCCAUGCCUUGCUCACAGCCCUUGUUGUUCUCUUUGCAAAGGGAAAUAUGUGUAGCUCUAAUGGCCACAGUCUGGCCAUUACUAUUGCAUGUUCUUAACUUAGCAAGUGUUUGAAUGCAGUCCUGCUUUCUUUGCAGUAGACACAGCAAUAUAUGCAGUGUAAAAUAUUUUUUUAAAAUGAUUUUUUAUUGAAACUUUUAAAAAAAGUUAAAAACUAAUCCCAACUCAUAUAGAGUAAGGAAGAACAAAGAAAAAGGAAAAAAGCAAAGAGAAAGCAAAAAGUGCAUGAAAAGAAAAAAAGUUUUAAGAAAAAUAGAAAAUAGAAAAGAAAGAUAAAAGAUACAAGGAAGUGGCUUCUGAUAUUCUUCACAGCAGUUAUAAGUACAAUUAUAUUUUAACUUCUCUCUCUAAAGUUACAUCAAAAUACUCUUUUUAUAAUCUAUCCUGUCUAAUCAUCAAAGCCAUAAAUCACAAGUUUUUUUUUUUUUCAUUUUUAUGCAAAAAGUCUACAAGAGGUUUCCAGUCACCAGUAAAUGCAGUGUAAAAUUUUAUGAAUGAAAGCUUAUUCACGCUUGACAGAGAGGGAUGCAAGCAGCAUCUGGCAGGAGAUAAGCAGCUUGCUUGCUUCUCUGCUGAAUGCAGGGGGAAUUGGUUGCAUGUAAAGUGGCAGCAGUGCAGCCUGAAGAUGGGAGACAUUUUCACUUCCUAUCUGCCACCGAUUGGUACAAAGUUCUUUGCUGCUCAGUGUUAAUGUUUGGCUGUCAGGCAGGGACAGGGAGAGCAGUUUCCUAACCCUUCCCCACCCUUCCCUUAGAAAGCAGGACCACAGUUCAUGCCUGAAGACUGAAACAUCUGCAGGCAGAGCUCAUUCUGAUCUCACUUUUCAGAGGGUGGUCAUCAUAUCCUUAAGCAGUUUGUAACCUUUCUGAAGUUGCCAUCUCUUCCUAAUGUGAAACAGUAUUAGCCACAGCAAUGAUCAACAGCUGGGAGAAAAGUCCCUCUUCCGUUUCCAAAUGUUAGCACUUUAAAUAUACAUGGAGUACAUUGCAUAGCUUUGGAAAGCAGAUAGCAAGUUUUUCCUCUUUUUUAAAUAGGCUAUUAUUUCUAAGGAUGGUUUAUACCUGCAUGCCCAUGGUUUGACUUAACUGGUCACAAGUUUCACUCCCUGUUCAUUGAGGCUGUGGUUUUAUGCAAGCUGACCACAGAAUUAAGUCUAAUUGACUUCGGAGGGGCUUACUUCUGAGUAGACAUACAUAUGUUGCUAGAAAUGCUUGACGUUGGCUGAUUCACAUUCCCAAUUCUUGAGGAAAAUAUUGCAAACAUCCCUGAUUCUCUUUCUAAAGUUGCCAAUAUUUCUUUGGUGAAGUAGCCUUGCUUUUUUUUAAUUACUUUAUCGAUUAUUAAUAAUCACCCUGCACUUUAAAGUUUUCACCUGAGCCUUCCUUCCAAGGAUCUCUGCUGUUUUCCAAGAGUUUUUGUCCAGUAAGUCAGCAUGGCCUGCAGCCCAAGGUCUCUGUGGCCAGGGCACUUGCCUUGUGCGCUGAGGAGAGAAGGGUAUCUAUGACCUUGCUAGGACUCCUCCUGCAGUCUAGGGGAAGCCUCACCAGUACAAGGUCUCCUUUGCUGUUGGGAUACUGUGGCUGGAGGCUGCCAGAAUGAAGAAUCUAGCUUUUCUUUUCCAGGAAGACCUCACGUGCACUCUGGCCAUGGUUAACUAGAAGCAAGUGUGCCACUUGAAAAGGUCACAUCCGGUUCCUGGAGCAGAUGGUUAUGGCACUGAGGUCAAAGAUUCAGUGCAUUCCUAAAGCAGGAGGAGCCUGAAUGGAGGUUAGACCAGGGGGCUGCAGAAACCUGGCCACAGAUAUUGGGGCCUGGACUGGAGUUAGCAAUACUUUGCCCUGUUCCUCCUGCUGGGACAGAAUAUUGAUGGUCUUUGUUAAAGGUUCUACCACUGGUCAGUUCUGUAAGUAAUACAUGAACUAGUCCAACUGGCUUCUCCAACUGCAAGCAGUAACUCUCCCAUUGAAGCAACUGCCCAGAAAGGAGCCCUGCAUUUUCUCAGUUGUGUGGCACUUUAAAGACCACUGAGGAUAUUACGGCAAAGGUCUUUGCAACCUUGAGUCCACUUCAUCAGAUGCUUCAGAUGGUCUCCCACAGAUGCAGUUUAAGCUUGGGUGGACUAUAUGCUUGCAACUGAGUAUCCCUUUUCACUUACAUGAUGAACCGGACUCUAAGCCAUAGCAGCUUAGGCAACCUUUUUGUUUUUUUCCUUUAAGAUUGCCUAAGUCUCUUUAUGGCUCUUAUUUCAUUGAAUGAUUUACAGGUCUUUAAUACAACCCAAACAAUUACUGAUAAAACAGUUACAGGGUUUUUGAGGAUUACUUGGGUUAUGGAACUGAAAUCUUAAAAGACUAAUGUAAUUGGAGCCCAGGUGCUGCUUUCUGAGCUAGAAAUGGCCCUAGAUCUCUCCGGGAAGUGGCUGGCUCUGAAGGAGCUUUCCAUAGGCAGGGUUAGUGACCUUAAGUGCUUGCAGGAUCCAUCUCUCUUCUUUUGCUCCUGGGAAGAUCCCAACUUGGAUUAAAUUGCAGCAACCGUCAGCUUCGUUGAACUCUAGCAACUUGCCUUCAGCCACCUUGUGUCAUACCUGAAGGAGGAAAUCUUAAUCUAGUGCUACUUUUCACUGGUUACAUAGCAUAUAUGCCUUCCUUAUUUCAUGUGGUGCUGUUUUCACUUCUCUGUUUAACAAAGUAUGCCUGGAUUAUGAGGGUUAAGUAGAAGAUCCUGCCUUGAAGGCAGAGAAAUAAUUUUUUUGGCUUCUUCCAGCCCGUAGUUCUGACAUUGUGGUGCCUACUCACCAGCGCACAACAGAAAAAGAUGUAGAAGGCACAGGGCCUGAAUGUUUAGUAUUGAACGGAGAACCAUUCUAGGCCAUACUGCACUGAAGACAUGUAGAGGUGACAUUUGAGUUCAGUUCUUAUGAUGCAAGACCUGGCUGCCUGGCCCUGGCAUGUUUGAGAGACUGUCCCAUUCAGUUUAAAAACAGGACUGUGUUGGACCCAUCACCUCUGUGUUUUCUGAAUUUUUAUUCUGUAUUCAAUAGGUUGACUUUUCAAGAAAGAUUAUGUAGAGCAGUGUCACUAAUUAAAUAACUGGGAGAAUUUCAUCUUUAUGCUUUCUGAUUUUCUUCACUAAGAAUCAGUUUUGAAUAGGAGAGCUUUGUUCACCUUGACAGUUGUUCUAAAACUUGAUAGCACUAAAUAUUUACAUCACAUAGAAUUGCAUUAGGCAGUUCUGCAUUAAAAGUGCCCUAAACUCGAUUGAUUACUUUUUGCCAUGACUGGAUUGUUUUUUGGGGGUUCGUUCAAUCUUGUCCAAUUCUCAGAGACUGCCUGGACAAGUCCCUGCAGUUUUCUUGAUUAGAGACGCUUUAAUCAACUCUUACUCCAUUAUUCAGAUUUAUUUCCUACUAAUGGGAAUGUAUAGCAAAGAUGCUUUCUUAGAACAUGUACUUCAGAUUCACUGUCCUUUCUUAGGUGGGAAAGACUUCAGCUUAACAAUUCUUGAGUAGUAUAAAUUCAUGCUUAAAGAAAAUCAGAAUCCACUCUCAUAGCCAAAGUUAUGACUGGAAUAAUAUUGAUUUAAAAUAACAAAAUUGAUUUGUUCUACCCACUAGUUGUUUGGUGCGUCAACCAAAAUUCAGACAUUUGAGAAAUCUGGAAUUCCAAAUGGAAUGACUUGUGUGGGCACAUGGGACCCUCAAACUAGAGCAGUUGACCCACCCUCAACUGUCUGCAAAGAUCCACAUCAUUACUGGACAAUAACCACUUUUGUUCCUCAGCAGCGUCUUGGGGCCACCCAGCCACGUGGACAAAGAAUAGUUUUUUUGAGUGUUGCCAGCAAGUUAAAUCUGGCUGUUUUAUAUAUAAUAAAAAGGGUUUGGAGAAAAUUCUUAGCAUCUUCAUCUCACUUAUCACACUUCUUUUCCCAAUCCGCUGUGUAUUACACAAAAGGAGGCAGGGAAAAUACCACCCAUUCAAGCAUAAAAUUGCUCAUCUUGCAGCACCUACUUGAAUUAGAUCAGAUGUGUCCAAGUUAUGAAAUGGCCGGUAGGGGCAAUGGCUCUAUUAGGUGUCUUGCUAAGUACUUGAAAGUCUCCUUUUAGCCUCCCAUGUGAAUGGCAGAAACAUUUUUCCUUAGGGCCCUGCUAGGCUGCUGUGCAUCAAGGGUCCCUCACCAUCCAACCGCACCAGUGUAUUUUCAGACAACCCACACAGUGCUUGCCAGUGUCCCCACCCCACCUGGUUUUAAGUACAUAGUUUUAAUGGAAGCCUGCACAAAGGAAAUGGCUGUCUGCCGAUGUAUUCGCAUCUACCAUCUACCCUGAAGCUGGGGCUGGAGCAGCCUCACAAAUUUGCUUUCUGUCUGUUGGGUGUUUGGUGAUGGGCCCCAUAAAAGCAUAACAAGUUGGUGACCACAUGAGCCUCCUUAUGUGGCAGACAUUUUUGAAGAAUACCUAACAUUUUCCCAGGAUUUCAAAUAGACUUUUGGCCCCAAAAGCUAGAGCACUAGAGUGAUUUUUGUGAGUUCUAAUUCCAGGUGUAAAUGUUUGCCUGAAAAUAUCCAAUCAUACAUGUUUAAUAAUAGACACCAUAUAUGUACAAUUAGAGCAGUUUGAGUUUUUGUCCGGUGGUAAAAUAAGGCCACUCAUAGAAGGUGACAUGAUCCAUGAUGAUACCCUGGACAAUCUCAUGCUGACAGGGAAAGGCUACAGCAAAAUUAGAACAGCAUUCAACUCAACUUAGUUAAAGUUUAGUUGCACACCUUCUCCCCCAAGUUGUGAAGUUGGGAGCGGAGCACAUGUCCAUCCAUAGAAUUUAAUGGCUGAGGAGGGCUUUGAUGAAUCAAAGUUACAUACUUGGUGUUUUAGGAACAUUGCUGCUCCCUGUAAGAAAACUGAAAAGGCAUGGUUUAAAAAAAAAGAUGGAAAAUUAACAAACAGUACCCAAAGUUUUAUUCCAAUGUAGAAGACUGUCAAGUACAUUAUUAGCUUUGACCAUUAAGGGUUCUUCUAACCAAGGUAUUACAGGGUUUCUUUAAGACUGAAUUGCACCAUGUAGUAUAAUAUGUAAAUAGCUGUAUAGUUGUCUUCAAAGAAACAAGUUUGUAUAUAGUGAAUCUCUGGUGUGAAUGUUGGAUACGGGUUGGAAGAAGAUUGUAUAUUGUUGUUAAACAAUUCAAAAACUGUAGAUGACAGGAUGAAAGUUUAGGGCAUUAAAUCACUGUACUUAAAAGUUGGAUUCAUGCUUAGGUCAUACUGCUCUUUCAAUUGUGCCUUGUGGAAAUGAAGUUUUUACAUAUUACUUGCAGUAUGAUUAACACUGCCAUGCCAAAAGGUUAAACAGAUACAUAAAAAUUAUGUUAAAAGCUUUAAAAAAAAGAAAUAAAUGGAGUUCAGUCUGUCACCUUAAUAAACAAUUGAAUGUAAUGAUUGACAUCA
Messenger RNA from Candoia aspera, 9079 nucleotides. It is a transcript of the gene FZD5, whose product is annotated as frizzled class receptor 5. The transcript has a single exon. The record is from RefSeq and is a predicted model, not a curated record. NCBI's taxonomy places the organism in Eukaryota, Metazoa, Chordata, Lepidosauria, Squamata, Candoiidae. Gene Ontology annotation, biological process: non-canonical Wnt signaling pathway; canonical Wnt signaling pathway. Bases 839 to 2560 code for a protein of 573 amino acids. Gene Ontology annotation, molecular function: Wnt receptor activity; Wnt-protein binding. Gene Ontology annotation, cellular component: plasma membrane.